Messenger RNA from Talaromyces stipitatus ATCC 10500, 330 nucleotides. RefSeq lists its product as uncharacterized. The coding region runs from base 1 to 330 and encodes 109 amino acids. Lineage: Eukaryota; Fungi; Ascomycota; Eurotiomycetes; Eurotiales; Trichocomaceae. The record is from RefSeq and is a predicted model, not a curated record. The transcript has 2 exons.
AUGUUGUCCAACAUUGCCACCGAGUAUAAGCUCAAUUCCCCAGAGGAUUGGGACGAUUGGCAAAACGAACUUCUCAAUCGGGCCAGAGCCAAUGAUCUUCUUCCCAUUCUCCAGGGAACUAAGAGACCAAUCAAGAAACCUAUGCAGCUCAAGGAACGCGUCAGAACUCUACUCAAUCAACCCAAACCACCGCGACUGAAGAUACAACUGAUGAUCGCACUAAAUAAAGGGCAAGAAAUGACUUCAAUCUACAUCUCAAUAACUACAAAAUGGAGUUCAGUGAGUGGGAGGUUCAGCGUAGAGACAUCAACAAAAUCUUUAAAUGGAUGA